Salarias fasciatus (jewelled blenny) is the source of this 795-nucleotide messenger RNA. Its product is annotated as diablo homolog, mitochondrial-like. Gene Ontology annotation, biological process: neuron apoptotic process; intrinsic apoptotic signaling pathway in response to oxidative stress. NCBI's taxonomy places the organism in Eukaryota, Metazoa, Chordata, Actinopteri, Blenniiformes, Blenniidae. Gene Ontology annotation, cellular component: mitochondrion. Bases 1 to 792 code for a protein of 263 amino acids. The record is from RefSeq and is a predicted model, not a curated record. The transcript is spliced from 6 exons.
AUGCAGGCCGUGCGUCAGUGUUCAGCGUGUGCGAGCCGAGCUGCAGGAGGGCUUCUGAGAAAUCAGAGCGAUUUUCCCGUCCUGCAGAACAACAACAGCGUGUUCAGAGGGGCCGCCUGCAUCCGCUUCCUCAGCUGCAGCGCCACUGAGACCAGGACGCUGGGAGUCCACAAGCUUGGAGAGAAGACCAGCCCUCCGUCCGUGAGCGCCGUGACUUCCAGUGACGCCCGAGGACUGUUUGACAUCGCCGUGACUCAGCAGGUGGAAAACCUCUCUCAGGACUCUCUGAUCAGAAGAGCUGCCUCAGUGGUCACAGACAGUUCCAGCACUUUCCUCUCGCAGACCACCUUGGCUCUCACCGAGGCUCUGGCAAACUACGCAAAGGCUGUGCACUCACGCAUUGCUUUCCAGAGACGAUACCUAGCCUCCCUGGGAAAACUGACUGCUGCAGAGGAGGACAUGCUGCUGCAGGUGGUCCACGGCUGGAGGGCAGAGGCUAUUAACAGGCUGGAUGACUGUAAACGUUAUGAAUCGACGUGGAUCACUGCUGUCAACCUGUGUAAAAAUGCAGCCGAGUCGGCAGAAAACUCAGGAGCUCAGCAGGCGUCCCUCUCAAUGAGGACCAACAUUCAGGUGGCCCAGUCUCAGGUGGAGGAAGCCCGGAAACUCUCAGCCGACGCAGACAAGAAGCUGGCCGAGACCAAAGUGGAGGAGAUCCAGAGGAAGGCGGAAUAUGCAGCUUUUAACAGCGAGGAGUUUGAGAUCCACGAGGCUUAUCUCCGAGAAGACUGAGAC